UACAUAUAUAUGUCUUCACCUCGUUUGGAACACGGGCCAGCGAGUUCUUUAUUGUUUGUUUAUUUUUCUUAUCGCUCCCUCCCAUGGUCCUCUUUAAGGUGAUGCAGUGUUGCAGAGAGAUGAAGGAUUAGAUGCUGAGCAUCCAAUAGUAGAAGACAAACACUAGACAAUGGAGGUAACUGAAUGUACAAAGAUUCUACUUAAUCGAAUCCAAGAUCUCGAGCCGGAGAAUGCCACCAAGAUCAUUGGCUACCUUCUUUUGAAGCAUACACAUCAAGAAAUGAUGGAGUACGCCUUUGGACCUGAUAAAAGAAUUCUUUCUCUGAUUAAUGAGGCCAAAGCUUAUCUCUCUUCAUCUCCUAGACCCAACACUUUGAGUCCUAUGCAGCUCCUUCCUGAUCAGCCACCCCAACAUACGUCCCCUCCUCCCACAUGUCCUCGGUCAUUCUCUUCUCCUUCAAGCUUUCGUGUCCCAGCUCCAUACUGGGAGCCUCAUCUUUCAGCUGAUCAGCAACCACCUGUUCCCAAUUUUGACCUUCUGCCUCCUUCAUAUGCUGAUUUUAUUGGAGGCCCCCAUCACCAAGGCGAGUUUAUCGGCUUUGAGGAACAGUUACAUCCUAUGAACCUCUUGGGGUCUGAUUUAUCUGGUAAUUACUUCUACCCGGAGGUGGCAUUGAGUGGAGAUUUGGGUUUCAGGACAAGCUUGAGAUCACCUCCUGCUUUACAAGAAUUCCCUGUCAAAGCUUGCCAUUAUUUUAACAAGGGUUAUUGUAAGCAUGGUAUGAACUGUAGGUUCUCCCAUGGUCAGAUCAUCCCUGAUGGAUUAUCCUAUAAUUAUAUUCCAAAUUUUAAUGAGUUGGGUAAUGAAGACCAAGCUUUUCUGCCUGGGUCGCUGGAGAGGUUAGAAAUGGAGCUCAUAGAGAUCUUGAAAUCAAGGAGAGGGAUGCCUAUUUCUAUAGCCGCAUUACCCAUGUUGUAUCUUGAGAGAUACGGGAAGGUGCUUCAGGCUGAGGGGUACCUUACUGAGAGCCAGCGUCAUGGGAAGGCUGGUUUCAGCUUGACAAAGUUGCUUGCCCGACUAAAAAGCAUUCAGCUUAUAGAUAGACCACAUGGGCAGCAUGCGGUGGUACUAGCAGAAGAAGCUGCAAAGUACAUGGAGUACAGGAAUGAGAGAAGUGAUCAGGGAGCAUCACUUGCCAGCUCUCAUCAAAUUUAUCUUACUUUCCCAGCUGAAAGCAAAUUCACAGAGGAAGAUGUUGUCAACUACUUCAGGCAGUAUGGUCCCGUUCGUGAUGUGAGAAUUCCGCGACAAGAGAAACGAAUGUUUGGGUUUGUGAGCUUUCACUAUCCGGAAACUGUAAAACUUAUUUUAGCAAAGGGAAGUCCUCAUUACAUUGGUGGCUUCCGUGUUUUGGUUAAGCCUUAUAAGGAAAAACCAAAGCCCGCUGACAGAAAGUAUGCUGAAAAGAUGGAGCUUCCAGCAUAUUAUCCUUAUCAAUAUCUUGAAAUGGAUCUGGGUACAAAUGCAGUGCCAAGAUUAUGUGAUGGUUCUGGACCUUUAAAAAAGCAACUAAUUGAAGAGCAUGAAUAUGCAAUUGAACUUGAGAGAAGACGCCUCCUUGAGCUGCAGCUAACCCCUAAGCAACCGAUGCUACAUCCGGACACUGGUAAUAGGAUGGAUGAACUAAACAUUCCAGAAGUUCAUAUCAGUAAUAUGCCGGUUGUUCUAAAUAAUGGCUCUACAAGUGAUGGCACAGCUACACAGACGAGCAACAACUACAGUGAGCAAGAUAAUGGUCAUAUCGAACUUCCAGAUAGUCCUUUUUCAUCACCUUGGCUAGGAAGCAGCAUUUCCACAGCUAUAUAGAGAAAGAACCGCAGAGGGCAGAGGACAGUUAGAGGCAGAAUGCUGUGUACCAGUCUGCUACAAAUUGAUACAGAAGUUUUCUUUUUUCGCAGCAGUAGAAGCUUCCUCCACUUUAUGCUUGUGAAGAAGGCGGCAAAGACAAUACAAAAGAUACAAGAAUUGUCAUAUACUCAUCCCUGUAAAUCACAGAAGCAAAGUCUUGAUACUUAGGAGAAAUGUAAACUAGCGAACUCUAUUGGAAUAGAGUAAUCAGUGAGCAUAAAUAGUUCAGGGAUCAGACUGAAGUUGUUGAAUCACUUCUACAUAUAGCGGAUAAAUUACACCAAAGAAGUAGAAUAUCCUAGUAUAGUUCUAUCUGUAAGCAAAGAUAUUUUCAUAUUUUGUUAAAUAAAUCAAAUGUCGAGUAAGGUUUGAUUUUGUU
Messenger RNA from Phoenix dactylifera (date palm), 2288 nucleotides. RefSeq names its product zinc finger CCCH domain-containing protein 18-like. Gene Ontology annotation, molecular function: RNA binding; metal ion binding. Lineage: Eukaryota; Viridiplantae; Streptophyta; Magnoliopsida; Arecales; Arecaceae. The record is from RefSeq and is a predicted model, not a curated record.